This is a messenger RNA of Rubroshorea leprosula, 913 nucleotides long. The record is from the annotation of a GenBank genome assembly. NCBI's taxonomy places the organism in Eukaryota, Viridiplantae, Streptophyta, Magnoliopsida, Malvales, Dipterocarpaceae.
GUUUUUGUGUAUUCAGUGUCUCUCUCUCCCAGAAGCCGCCCGCAGCAGUUCGAGUUCGCCGGGAGAAGAGGAAGAAAAUGAAGACCAUCCUCUCGUCUGAGACUAUGGACAUUCCCGAUGGGGUGAACAUUAAAGUGAAGGCGAAGGUGAUCGAGGUCGAGGGACCGAGGGGCAAGCUUAUCCGCAACUUCAAGCACCUCAACCUUGACUUUCAUCUCAUCAAGGACGAGGAAACCGGUAAGCGCAAGCUCAGGAUCGAGGCCUGGUUCGGCUCCAGGAAAACCAGCGCCGCCAUCCGUACCGCCCUUAGUCAUGUCGAGAAUCUUAUCACUGGCGUCACUAAGGGUUACCGCUACAAGAUGAGGUUCGUCUACGCUCACUUUCCCAUCAACGCUUCCAUCACCAAUGGCAACAAGUCCAUCGAGAUCCGCAACUUUUUGGGCGAGAAGAAGGUUCGCAAAGUGGAUAUGCUUGAGGGUGUUUCCAUCCUUCGAUCUGAGAAGGUCAAGGAUGAAAUCGUAUUGGAUGGGAAUGAUAUUGAGCUGGUGUCACGCUCAGCUGCUUUGAUAAACCAGAAAUGUCAUGUCAAGAACAAAGAUAUUAGGAAAUUCCUUGAUGGUAUCUAUGUUAGCGAGAAGGGCAGAAUUGCGGAAGAUGAGUGAUUGCUAUCAAUCAAGAAACUGUUAUAGUUUUGUUUCAAUUAAAUGUCCCAGUAAAACCGUUGGAUUUUGUUCUUUUCUUUAUUUUUUUCAUGGAUUUCAGUUGCAAAGAAUGGGAUGAUCUUUGUUAUUGUGUCGAGUAUAUUGGACAUCUGCUAGAACUUUAGUUUGGUUUUACAUCUCUUUUUUGUAUUAGUUAUUGUGCUCUUAAUGUUAGUAUUGGUUUAGAUAACUAAUUAACAUUUGAUUGGCUG